AUGGAGGUUGUUGAACGAAUGAAAGGAAAGCGUAUUAUUAAACCUAUCGUGUAUGGUAAUACUGCAACGCCGUUCGGAUACAAGCGCGAGUCAGAUCAACACACUCACCAAUGGACGGUGUUUCUCAAGAUGUUUUACGAUGAAGAUCCUACAGAUUUUAUUCGAAAAGUGCAAUUCAAGCUUCAUGACAGCUACGCGGUGAAUACAAGAGUCUGCGAGAAACCUCCUUAUGAGGUAACUGAAACUGGCUGGGGAGAAUUUGAGGUUCAAAUGCGCAUCUACUUCGUUGACGUUAACGAAAAGCCGGUAACGGUCUUCCACUACCUCCGUCUAUUUCAACCAAUUGUGAACCUCCCAAAUGGCACCACUCAAGUGAUCGCUGAACACUAUGAUGAGAUUGUAAGUGCAAACACUUUUUUUGUGGAUGGACAUUUGUCAUGUUUUUUAUAUUCGACAAACCACCUGUUCCAGUGGACCGAGGGCGUUCAAAUUUGGUAG
This is a messenger RNA of Haemonchus placei, 498 nucleotides long. NCBI's taxonomy places the organism in Eukaryota, Metazoa, Nematoda, Chromadorea, Rhabditida, Trichostrongylidae. The record is from the annotation of a GenBank genome assembly.